ACAUAAUCCAUAUUCAGCUCAAGCAGCUGAAGAAGAACGAUCAAGAACCGAAAAAGAAGAAAACGAAUCUGUUCUUAGCUUUGAUGGGUUCUUGCUUCAGUUCUCGAGUCAAAGCAGACAUCUUCCACAAUGGUAAGAGCAGCGAUCUUUACGGUCUAAGUCUCUCGAGUCGGAAAUCGUCGUCAACUGUAGCGGCGGCUCAGAAGACGGAAGGGGAGAUAUUGAGUUCGACCCCCGUCAAAAGCUUCACCUUUAAUGAACUCAAACUUGCCACAAGAAACUUCAGACCAGAUAGUGUGAUUGGAGAAGGUGGCUUUGGCUGUGUAUUUAAAGGCUGGUUAGAUGAGACCACUCUCACUCCGACUAAACCCGGAACCGGUCUGGUCAUUGCUGUUAAAAAGCUUAACCAAGAAGGUUUUCAAGGUCACCGUGAAUGGCUGACAGAGAUCAAUUACUUGGGGCAAUUGAGUCACCCAAAUCUAGUCAAACUAAUCGGGUAUUGCUUAGAGGAUGAACACCGUCUUCUUGUCUACGAGUUUAUGCAAAAAGGAAGUCUUGAGAAUCAUCUCUUCAGAAGAGGUGCAUAUUUUAAGCCACUCCCAUGGUUUUUACGGAUCCAGGUUGCACUUGAUGCAGCAAAGGGUCUUGCUUUUCUUCACAGCGAUCCCGUCAAAGUGAUAUACCGAGACAUUAAAGCCUCGAACAUCUUACUUGAUGCGGACUACAACGCAAAACUUUCUGACUUUGGACUAGCUAGGGACGGUCCAAUGGGUGAUUUGAGCUAUGUUAGUACAAGGGUCAUGGGUACAUAUGGCUACGCAGCACCUGAGUACAUGUCAUCAGGUCACUUGAAUGCAAGAAGCGAUGUGUACAGUUUCGGAGUAUUGCUUUUAGAGAUUUUAUCAGGUAAGCGAGCGUUGGAUCAUAACAGGCCGGCUAAAGAAGAAAACCUGGUGGAUUGGGCUCGACCGUACCUCACAAGCAAACGCAAGGUUCUCCUAAUCGUGGACAAUCGGCUAGACACACAGUACCUACCUGAAGAAGCCGUGAGAGUGGCCAGCAUUGCGGUGCAGUGUCUCUCAUUCGAACCAAAGUCGCGCCCGACCAUGGACCAAGUGGUCCGUGCCUUGCAACAACUUCAGGACAACUUGGGAAAACCGAGUCAGACCAAUCCGGUUAAGGAGACCAAGAAACUUGGUUUUAAAACUGUGAUCGAAGCUAUGAUGACGACAACAACCAAUACUAUGGCUAUGCUUCAACACCUCGUCUUCUCUGUUCCCAUCUCUCGUAUGGUAGUUCGGCGUCACUCCCUCGCCAUCGCCGCUGCCGCCACAACCGUCGUAUCGUCUCCUAAACCAGCCUCUGCCAAACCGGCGCGUACUCCACACGUGGACUCACAUGUUCUCAUCGGAAUGUCAGAGCCUGAGCUUCAACAGCUCGCUAUCAACCUGGGUCAAGAAGGGUACAGAGGAAAGCAGCUCCAUCAUCUUAUUUACAAGAGAAAGGUUAAUAAAGUUGAAGACUUUAGCAAUUUGCCACAGACGUUUCGUAAAGGACUUGUGGAAGGUGGAUUUAAGGUGGGAAGAUCACCCAUUUACCAAACUGUUACUGCCACUGAUGGUACCAUUAAGCUUCUGUUAAAGCUUGAAGAUAACCUGUUGAUUGAAACUGUUGGUAUACCUGUUCAAGAUGAUGAGAAGGGCAUAACGCGCCUCACUGCUUGUGUCUCUUCCCAGGUUGGAUGUCCGUUGCGUUGCUCGUUUUGUGCCACAGGAAAAGGAGGGUUUUCAAGAAAUCUUCAGCGACAUGAAAUUAUAGAGCAGGUACUGGCUAUUGAGGACGUGUUCAAGCAUAGAGUGACAAAUGUUGUUUUCAUGGGAAUGGGUGAGCCGAUGUUGAACCUAAAGUCAGUACUUGAUGCUCAUCGUUGUUUGAACAAGGACAUUGAAAUUGGGCAACGAAUGAUUACAAUAUCGACAGUAGGUGUUCCGAACACAAUCAAGAAGCUUGCCUCUCAUAAGCUGCAGUCGACCUUAGCUGUCAGCUUACAUGCGCCAAAUCAGAGUCUCAGGGAGAAAAUUGUACCAAGUGCCAAGGCUUAUCCACUGGAAGCAAUUAUGAAGGAUUGUCGUGAUUACUUCCAAGAAACAAAUAGACGAGUCUCCUUCGAAUAUGCCCUUCUAGCUGGAGUCAAUGAUCAAGUUGAGCAUGCGGUGGAACUUGCAGAGCUACUCCGUGAAUGGGGUAAAACUUAUCACGUAAAUUUGAUACCUUACAACCCGAUAGAAGGAUCAGAGUACAAGCGACCUUACAAGAAAGCGGUCCUAGCGUUUGCAGCUGCGUUGGAGUCGCGUAAGAUAACAGCAAGCGUAAGACAAACAAGAGGACUUGAUGCGAGUGCUGCUUGUGGUCAGCUGAGGAAUAAGUUUCAAAAAAGCCCUUUAGUUGCUGAGACGGAUGGUCAAGAGUCUCAGCCAGAUGCAGAAGCUGUCGCGUGUUGAUUUCCUGGAUUGCACAAAUCUCCGGUUUUGCCAUUGGAUCGCUCUGUACAACUUUGUUAUAGGAGACAUGGCUCAAUGACGAAAAGUGAAAAUUGCCGUUAGGGUUGGUUGGUCAGUGUGCAACCGAGGAUGAAGAGAUUGAAGCACGUUUGAGAGUGAGUACUUUGAGGAUAGCUUUAUAGGUUUGGCCUAUACUUGUGUGAUGAUAUACUUUGGUUUAUGACUAUGACAAGGGAACUAACUUAAACUGUUGUUAUUCAGUGAAUGAUAUUAACAGAUAUCAAAUCUAUAAAUUUCAAUAGUUUUC
Messenger RNA from Arabidopsis arenosa, 2808 nucleotides. The record is from the annotation of a GenBank genome assembly. NCBI's taxonomy places the organism in Eukaryota, Viridiplantae, Streptophyta, Magnoliopsida, Brassicales, Brassicaceae.